AUGACGACCGCUGAUAAUGCUCAAUCGCAGAGGCUAUUCACCAUGAAGAACACUCCUAGGGGCAUGGUCCGGAAGAAUGGUAAACCAAUCUCCUGCGAACCGUGUCGCAUCUCCAAGAUCCGGUGUGACCAUCAACAACCAACGUGUAGACGAUGUGAUGUUAGGGGCUUAAGUUCUAAGUGCUACUACCAUCCGGCCCCUUUAACUCGACCACGGAAGAAGGCACAGGCACCUCGCAGUGUGUCUCCUGUAAACCCAUCGCGUGCGGAUGAUGAGGCCUUGGACACCUUUACCAGCCCAGAUGACAGCAUCGUAUCAACUGGGCCUCAAAUAGGCUUGACGUCUACCUCCCAACUAACGUAUUUGGGGUCCACCAGUUUUAUGUCAGCGUUUCACCGCGAUCAACGGGAUAUGAGCCUCUCAACACCGAAAACUGCCCAUGCAUCCACUUUACGCAAGGCUUGGAGUGCGGACUUCACUCACGUGUUUCCCCGACUGGUGCAGCUUCUGCGUCCCCUCAAGCUGUAUGAAGAUUUAAUAACCGACAAAUACCAUCGCAGCCCAUUCACCGUCAUCCCAGCUCCUCUUGUGCUUACGCCCUUACGGUUGUUGCGAAACCACUGGGACAGGGAGGGAUGGCCGCAUGAGGGCUUGGGGUCCCACAUCACUCAGAACACAGCCACCAACGUGAUCAAGGUGGAAGCGAAUAUGACAACGCACCAGUUUUACCGUUUGUUCACCGGUGUGAACCUGCGAUGGGAGUUUGUGGGCCUCAUAUUCGCUCUGGCGGGGCUCGGGGCCAGCAUAUCCUGUCCCUCCCCAUUGUUCUCUCUGAACGGUAAGGAUGAAAUCAGCCAGAUGCCUUUGCCAUGGAGAUGGCAGCUGCAAGUCAUGCAUGUAUUGAAAUCUGCAGGCAACCAUCAUAUUUACGCACAAUUUGGGGACUUGGUCUCCUGCAUCCAUGCAAUGGGCCUACACCGUCCACAUCCUCCUGACUCCUCCGUCCCCUUCUUUCUCUCACAGACCCGCAAGAGGGUUUUCACAGCGUCAUAUCGCACCGACAAGAACCUCGCUACUUUCCUGGGAAGGCCACCUCGGCUUUCCUACCAUUAUUGCGACGUGGAACUACCCUUAGAUCUCGAUGACCAUAGUCUCAUCCUGGAUCACCUAUCCCUCGACAAAGCUGUCAGGCAGCUUACAUCGGAUGGAUGGGGUGCUUUCAGCGGUGGUCUUCGCCCUGCCACAGUCAUCCGGUUGCGAUAUAUGAUUGCGAGGUUGCGAGAGCAGGUGAUGGAGCUGUCCUUGGGGCGGGGCUUCGUAGGCUCUAGAGAAAGUGAACUCCAGAUGACCUAUCAAGAGUGUAAGCGAUUGUGGGAUAGAGUGCCCAAGGAACUUCACUACAGCAAGCGCUCCUGGGGAGUUUUGGGCCCGCACUUGUCCAUAAUUAGUCUGGUCAUCCAUCUGGAAUACCUCUAUACGGUGUUCCAGGUCGAGCGCAUCCGUUGCAGCGAGAGUCCCGAUGCCAUGACCGAUCUGCUGGACUCGGCCAUGCAGAUUGUCUCGGCAGUCACGGACUUCACGAAGCAAAGCGAUCAAGAAGGCAGCAUCCGAGAGAAGUACACGUGGAUUUUCCUUUUUUACGCUCUCCCGGCAGCAGGUGUCGUUGCAACCGAGCUCCAUCGCUGUACGGUGUCCAUGGUGCCACUGCCAUGUUCCAUGCCCCGGUCCAGGAUUAUCCGUGAUCUAAACCUGCUUGCCUCCUGGUUCGAAAGUGCCAACCCACCGACUAGUUACACACAUCAGGCGUGUGUGGAGGUCACCAAGGCCAUAAUCAAACUCUUAGAUGAUACUUUGGAUUACCCGUCAGGCGGGCAGAGGGUAGAUGGACCACAGCCUGGUACAGGCAAUCGUCCUGGGCCGAACAGCGGUGAUCAAGUUCGGGACAAUUCCCAUUCCAUCGGGGGUUCCUUCAAUACCCAUGGACAAAGUGAGACCAUACCAAACGUGGAUACUCUCGAAACCAGUGAGGAUUUCUUGAACUGGCUGGAUGAGCUGGGGCUGGACACUAGCGUCCCUGAGUUCUUUGGGUGGCAGUAA
Messenger RNA from Aspergillus nomiae NRRL 13137, 2097 nucleotides. RefSeq lists its product as uncharacterized. The coding region runs from base 1 to 2097 and encodes 698 amino acids. Gene Ontology annotation, molecular function: DNA-binding transcription factor activity, RNA polymerase II-specific; DNA binding; zinc ion binding. The transcript is spliced from 5 exons. The record is from RefSeq and is a predicted model, not a curated record. Lineage: Eukaryota; Fungi; Ascomycota; Eurotiomycetes; Eurotiales; Aspergillaceae. Gene Ontology annotation, biological process: regulation of DNA-templated transcription; DNA-templated transcription. Gene Ontology annotation, cellular component: nucleus.